AUGACAUUCCUAUCGAGAUAUUCUAUCCAACUUGGUUUUGAUAAGGAAAUAGACAUAGUUAUUGAUGGAAAUGGAAAGAAAAAGACGGGAUUCUUUUAUAUAAUCACAUCAGAUGAGGCAGCGAAUGGAAAAAUGGAAGAAAAUGAGUGGCCUCAAGAAAAGAGCUACGAGAGAUUCAGCUUCAAAUAUUCGGAGAAUGGUCAAAUAGAAGAAUGGAAGUUGUGGAUGGGCAGAGUUGCGGAGAUAUUCAAUAUGGAAUCGAUGAAAACAUUAGCAAUGUAUACUGACAUGUAUGAUAUGGAAUCGAUAGUGGAUUGUCUGAAAACUCACGUGAAAUCGAUUGAAAUGUGUUCAAUGUCUGAGAAGGAAGGUGGCAGGACGAAUGGAGAACAUGUUGCUCAGUUUAUGAAUAACAUUAUUAUCAAAAAGGAAUUACAUCUCUUCUUGUCUCCGUUGAAUAACGAUUUCGAUGCGAGAAUUCCGAAGAAUCUGAAAAUGAUCUCUAUAAAAGACGCGAAAUGGGUUGGAUAUGAGAAACUUCUGGAAAUUGAUUGUCGGAAAUUGGUUCUCGAUGAAAGUCUUUUAACAAGUGAAGAGUGGAAUUCGUUCAUCAAGAAAUGGAUGGCAAUGGAGACUCAUUUGAAUCUGCAAUUCUUAGAAUUCUAUCUCACGUCAAUUGAAGAAUUUAGACGACUCGUGCUUCAUGAUAUACCGCACGAAGUGAUAGAUGAAGAAGUCUCGAGAAGAUUGAUAGGUACUCGGUCUAAGAAGACAUUGAUAAAAGGAGGAACAGAUAUCAAACGGAUCGAUGGGAAAACGGCGACAUUCUAUCAGGGUUAUGGUGAUGGAAUAUUGAUGAGCACUCAUUGA
Molecule: messenger RNA, 870 nt
Organism: Caenorhabditis remanei
Lineage: Eukaryota; Metazoa; Nematoda; Chromadorea; Rhabditida; Rhabditidae
Exons: 2
Coding region: 1-870 (289 amino acids)
Source: RefSeq, a predicted model, not a curated record